Messenger RNA from Acaulospora colombiana, 504 nucleotides. Lineage: Eukaryota; Fungi; Glomeromycota; Glomeromycetes; Diversisporales; Acaulosporaceae. The record is from the annotation of a GenBank genome assembly.
AUCGAUUUAAAUAUUUCUAGUCACGGACAUAAGUUCACACCAACUUGUGGAAUAGAUUUCGAUAAUUUAAAUGAUCCCAAUGCUUAUCUUUCGCUUGCACGAUAUGGUCAAUCGAAAUUGGCAAAUAUUUUAUUCUCUCUGGAACUUAACAAGAGGCUUUCGGAUAAAGAAGUUUAUGUGAACUCUGUUCACCCAGGAUCUGUGAAUACAGAGCUAAUUCGUGGUUUGGAAGGAAGCUGGGGUUCAUGGAUAAAACCGUUCUAUCUAGUAAUCAGCAAAUUAUUUCUUUUGACUCCUGAUGAAGGUGCAUUGACUCAGCUUUAUUGCGCAAGUAGUCCAGAAAUUCUUGAAAAGAAUUUACGUGGAAUGUAUUUUGUGCCUUGCGCAAAACUAGCGGAACCUUCUAAGCAGGCGAAAGACGAAGAAUUAGCUCGUAAAUUAUGGGAAUAUUCGGAAAAUUUUGUUAAUGAAAGGUUGAAGAAGAUCGAAGAAGAGGAAAAGUGA